UACAUCUGACGAGCAUAUGUCAGAUGUAAAACGCUAUAUGGAGUAGUCUUUUCAUCUGACUUCAAUGUCCACAGAUGUGAAAAAUAAAUAGACAAGACUUUUUACAUCUGGCUUAAAUGUACCAGAAGCAUAACUAAACGCGGUGGCAAUCUUGUAAUUAUGGUGAAAAUUAUCUAAAAUAUGUAUAUAUCUGGCCAUAUUUAGCCACAGAUGUAAAAUGUCAAGUUGAAUAAAAAAAAUAAAAUAAUAUUUUUGGAACAAGGUAAUAGUCAUGUGUAUCUGAUAUCUCUCUCCCAAUUAUCAAGACUUAAAGAAAAAACCCUCUCAUCACCUUCGCGAAGAACACCCAAAACCCAGCAACCUUCGCGAAGAACAACCCAAAACGCAGCAACCCUGCUCGCAGCAACCUUAACCCCUCACCUUCGCAAGAACCAGCGCCGUCCUCUCUCUCAACUCACCACCAGCGCCGUCCUCUCUCUCACUCGCAGUCGUCCUCUCUCUCACGAACCCUAACUCCAAAUCGAAGCUUAACUCCAAAUCGAAGCUUCUCUUUCUUUCUCCGGCCUCUACUCUCACGAAUUGAAGCUUGUUUUUCUCUCACCCACAACUGAAAACGCAGGUACUGAUUCGAAGCUCUCUCUCGUCCCUAAUUGCAGAAUGAAGCUCUCUCUCGUUCCUCUCCCUCCGAUUGAAAACCAAGAGUAUUUGAAAAUGGGUCUGUCAUUCACGAAGCUGUUUAGCCGGCUUUUCGCGAAGAAGGAGAUGGGUAUACUUAUGGUCGGUCUCGAUGCCGCUGGUAAGACCACCAUUCUGUAUGAGCUUAAGCUUGGAGAAAUCGUCACCAUUCCCACCAUUGGUAAGUUUUAUUAAUUAUUUCUAUAGAGAAAGGUAAUCAUAAUAUAAGGAAUGUUAAGAGUAGAAGAAGUAGCAGAAUUCAUAACAAACAAUAAAGAUAAGAAAAGAAAUUGUUACAAGCUAUAUCUACAUGAAUGAAACUUAACAAAUUUCAUGAAGUUAACUUAUGAAAAUGACUAAUAAUUUUCUGUUGAACACUAAUGAGCUUAUCCAACAAGGCUCAAACAUUGUUGAACACAAAACUAGUGGAUCAGAAGAAGAAAAAUGCAUUGGAACAAAGAUGCAACAUAUCCCUAACAGUCGCCUAAGAGGUAUCGCCCCCACCCAAACAUCUAACAGAAACCGAGUCGAGUUCCUGUUCCCCAUUCUUCUAGACGAAAACCAACUCUGAUCACCCUCCACGUGUUCCCUAUAUAGUAAUUGUAAGUCUGGUGAAACUGUGAUGAGUUGCUAAAUAUCCAUCCUUUUAAGCAUGCCAAAAUUUUAAAUCUGUUGCCGCAUGCCAUGUACUGCUAAUAUGUUUGUGUGCUCAUCAUUUUGAUUUUUGUUUGUUGCUACAACAUAUUGGAGCAACAUAUUGUCAAAGAACAAACUUGAGAAAACGAUAUGAUGUGCGAAAGAAAAUCAGAAUUUUUGUGGUAGUGGAGCAACUACUUGUUCUUUCAUGAACAGAAAAUAAAGAAGAGCAGUUAGUAACAACACUAAUGUAAGUGCGAGCGAGGACCGUUCAUUGUACUCACUUCUCAGUUCAAAAAAGAAAGAUAAGAAGUUGCUACAAGUUACAUAUUCAUGAAUGAAACCACUGACAAACAACUGAAAGCAUAAGUUAUGUGACUCUUUCGUGAGUUAGUUUUAAAUAGACUACAAAUCAGUUUAUUCAACAAGGCUCACACACUGUCCGACAUCAAAACCCGUAGGUCGGAAAAAAUGAAUUAGAACCAAGAUGCAGAAUGUUACUAUUUGACUUGUUUUUUAGAGAUUUGAUUACUUUUAUAUAUUCAUAUUUCUAUAUUUUUUGUAUACUGCAAACACCAAUGAGCAUUUAGUUGGUAGAAUAAUUUCAACACAAUAUACCAUAGAAAAAUAUUCAUAACUUGCUAGUUGAAUCCAAAUAGAAAACAAGCUUAACUGCUAAAUUAAAUUCUUUCUGAUUCCAACCAAUGCAGACAAACAUAAUCCAAGUUAUAUAAUUCAAGGCAAAGCGAAAUAAUUUAUAGACCACUCUAACCGAGGAAGUCCAAAAGUCCACUAAAUAAACACGCCAUUGCAUCCUAUGGCGCCACCAUGGCGGGAAUCAAUCUGUAUUUCAAAUGUGGUUUUCUUCAGAUUCACAACAGAUAUAUAUUAAAAGUGCCAAAAAUAUAUUUUCCUCAUCGGGUCAUGCUAAACAGUGCCCCUGGGGCACUAGUUAAGCAUACUAAAGUUGUGCAUUCAAUGUUUUAAUGAUCAUAGUCAUGAUAUUUGUUAAAUGAAUGAGCACUACUCAUGUAGGACCCCUAACAUAAGUAUGUAAUUUUUAUGAUGCAGUUUAUAAGAUGCUAAAAAAGCAGAGAAGAUAUCUUAAUCAAGAGGUGAUGUGGAUGCAAUUGUCAUGGUAGAAUUUUGUAAGCUGGUGUUGCCAAAGCUUGGUUUAGGAGGUAGCAGGAUUGGUUAAAGCAUCAAUGAUGUGAAUUGAGAGAUAAAAUUGGAGUUUCUCUGAUGGUGUUUGUAUAAUUUAUAGCUGAGCAAGUGUUAAGAUUAUAUAAUCACAUUUAUGCAGUGAGUUAAAAACUAAUAGACUAAGUAAUAGUUUCCUUGUUUUUAUCUUCAUUUUCUUCAAUUCUCAACAACCUUCCACAAGCUGGAGCUUGGUAAAUAUCUAUCAAGCCAAGCUUGGACACAAGAUUAUUGAACUUUGAAGUUGAUAAAGCUUUAGUAAGAAACUGUUCUUCAAUUCUCAACAAGGAAUGUUUGUAGAUAAUGUCAACGUUUGUUUUUUCAAUAUCUUUUAUCAAUGGAUUAUAUUGAGUGCAGAUUUUGAUAAUAUAGAUCGUAUUGUGUAGGGUUUAAUGUGGAAACUGUGGCGUAUAAGAACAUCAGCUUCACUGUUUGGGAUGUUGGAGGGCAGGACAAGGUAUUUCUAUAUCGGCGCGGGUGUGUGUGUCUGUUUGUGCGUGUUAAGGAAAUACUACCAAUGCUUUCGUUUAUUGUUUGGACCCGGUUCAAUUGAGUUUUGCAUCAAAGCCAGUUUCACUUCAAAAGGCGGGUAAACAAUACAUACAAAAUAAUUUGCGUGAUCUAAACAAAGUGUGCUACUUAGCACCACAUCUUUUGGACGGGCAUUGGCAAUUAAUAAUUAUGUGUCCUAAGGACAAUGUUAUAGUUUGUCUUUGUUCAUUACACCGUAAGAUACCUGAGGCAGCGAGGAAUUUUUUUAAAGAUGCUUUUAAAGUUCAUCAAUUGACAACUUUUGGUAAUAGAAAGAAGGCUACAUGGAUUUUUCCCAAAACAAGGCGACAACCUAACGGUAAUGACUGUGGAUAUUAUGUAACGAAGAACAUGCUUGACAUUGUCACCGCUAGUAUUACAAAGAAUUGGAUGGAGGUGUUCGAUGAUCCCACGUCAUUAACCGAGGAGGAGCUGUAUGAACUGCGAAACAGCUGGGCUACUUGUUUUCUUGACCUGUACAAUCCCGAGGUAGAUUAUGAUGUUGCCGACGAUGAGGCUUAGGAGCUAGCUAGGUUAAUUUGUGUGAUGUUACAAUGGAUUCACAUUAAUUAGGAUGUUUUGAAUUGUAAUGACUUGUAUUUUGCUUGAAUGUUAUAACAUUUUGGAUUGUUGGUAUUUUGCUUAAAUUGUAAGACUUGGUAUUUUAUUUGAAUUGUAAUGACUUGGUUGAAUGUAAUUGUAUUUUGGUUGAA
Molecule: messenger RNA, 3755 nt
Organism: Trifolium pratense (red clover)
Lineage: Eukaryota; Viridiplantae; Streptophyta; Magnoliopsida; Fabales; Fabaceae
Exons: 6
Coding region: 3193-3564 (123 amino acids)
Source: RefSeq, a predicted model, not a curated record